CACGCUUGGUGCAUCCCUGGAAUGGAGGACAGCGGCAACUCAAAGCUGAAUCAUUGUUCGUCACCCGUGCGGCCGCCGUAGUACGGUACCGUUCCAAAUAUAUCACGGCCUGAUAAUGCCCAAGCACGUACUUCACCUUCCGCAGAACUUAUGAGAACGAUUUAUCGAAUAGGCAAGCGUCGUAAUGGCCAGCCUGACCGCGCCCAGCAUCACAACCCUGCUCUCCAACUUAUCCCAGGAUGAAGGAUUUGCCGCCUUGUUGAACGACAGUUCUCUGCAAGCGCUGUACUGCUCUGGAGCAGGAGGUGACACAGGAUCGAUAUGCGCAAUAUGCGCGAACACCGACAUUGCAGGUAUAGGCGUACGAGUCGCCUUCUACGCGCAGGCCAUCUUCAAUGCUCUCCAAGUCCUCUACUCACCAGACGACUCCACCUCCGGCCAAUGGGCCGCAGUCAUCCUCACUCUUGCCCUCCUAAUCCCUGCAACAACCCAGAAAGCGCAGGGCAACCUAACCCUCUUCCAUGCCUCGCUCGUACUCAACUUCGCGACGCUCUCGACUCUGGCCAGUCUAGCUGUGGCACCGAGAUGCACCGUUUGGCGGGCGGAGGAUAAGGGAUCUGGGCGGAAGAGGGAGACGAGAGGGAGGGUGGUGUUAAGCCUAGCGCUGGUCAUCCAGCUGAUAAGGAAUCAGCUCGUCCUCCAAUGGUCCUGGGCAGUAUACAUGUUCACCUCGCCCUCGUAUGCCCAACCCGUGUGCAACGGUCCCACCCUCCUGCUCUUCUUCGGCUACCCAAUAUUCGCCUCCUCCAUCGACCCGCACCUCCAACCCCCGGGUGCCCUAGCCCACAAGAGUUAUUUCUUCAUCUACCCAUUAUGGCUACUCUUCUCAAUGGGCCUCACCAUGGGGUAUUUCGCGAUCCUCUCCAUAUCAUCGGGAGACUCGCGUCUACGCCGCCCAUCAGGAAGCAAACUCAUCACCCCCUACCCAACCGGAACAGCGUACAACACCCCCCGCAGCAGGGGACAGAGCCGACUCGCUGCUCGCCUUCCCCGGUUCUCUUCCUCGCCCACUCACUUGAUCCGGGACCUCAUCGCUCUCCUCCUCUUCGUUGGCCUAGUCACAGCCACUGAAGUGCAACACGCGAUCCAGCCUUACCUCCUACCUGGAGAAGACGAAGUAACGACUUUUGGCCAAAUGGCCGCCCUGUUGCUCGCUACGGCACCGCUGUGGAGUCUAGGGAUGGCGUGGUUUCGCGGUUACGAGGUGGGAGAAGGGACGAAGGAUGCAGAGCUCAGGCUGCCGCUUGUUGCGGUUCAGAGGCAGACUUGGGGGUUCGUCCAGGAUGGAGCUGGGGAGGGGCCGGACGAAGGGGAGAACGAGGAGGAGGAAGAGGAGCCUCGAGACAGGGGCAGGAUUCGGAAAGUCGUUCUCCUCUCUCCGCAGACAACACCAGACGAAUGGAGGAAGGUGCGAGAGGAGACGGAUGGUACGAGUUUCCGGUGCAUGGAGAAGCGGAGACGGAGGGUGGCCUGAUGCUGGUUCUUGAUUCUGCUGAGCAGUCUAGCAGCGAGAGCCAGGACCAAGACAUUGAAGAAGAAGCGCACGUGCAUGUCCUGCCGUUACAAGCAGGUGAUAUCUCCCGGCAAGAGGAAGAAGGCGACCAGUAUCCGGCAGGCGAAGAUGAGUUUGCCUACGCAGCCGGAACAACUUUCACACCACUUUCGCUUGUGGCGCCUGCAGGUCCGUUUUCAGACUUCCCUUCCCCCCUGGUGGGUUCGGCGGCUCGGACUCCAUCGGAAGGAAAUAGAGAUAUCGCACUCAGAGAGUUGCGACGAUAUUGAUUCAUCUGCUCACAUGUUGUCUGUUAUCCUGCAAUCCUGCAAUACCUUCCAAUUAGUACCGCUAUUGUAACCCAUCCAUGUGUAUAUCCACACUUUUAUUUAUCCCCCAAUGUGGUCCCAAUAUGUUCUACUGCCACUCAAUGCCCUGCCUCACACCCUCCCAUACGCAAUCUUCCCAUCGAUGAUGGUUGC
Messenger RNA from Dacryopinax primogenitus, 2034 nucleotides. RefSeq lists its product as uncharacterized. NCBI's taxonomy places the organism in Eukaryota, Fungi, Basidiomycota, Dacrymycetes, Dacrymycetales, Dacrymycetaceae. The record is from RefSeq and is a predicted model, not a curated record. The coding region runs from base 185 to 1534 and encodes 449 amino acids. The transcript is spliced from 5 exons.